CUUCAGCUUCAUGCCUCACAACACCAUACCUUCUUUACAAAAUAAAUCUAUCUCCCAGCAACGAGCUGGCCAAACGGCACAUUCUCCACAGCCAUGAUCUAAUCUAUCAUCAACACAGCAAAGCACAUCAAUAUGUCCGUCGGAUGCGGCGUAAGCUACGAGAAAUGAUCCAACCACAUCGACAACCUCCCACAGCACACACUUCGAUGGGCUACAACGCGAUCUUGUCGACAAUAUCGACAGCAGAAAGCUGGAAAUUUAAAUCGCCAAAGUAAAUCCGUUGCACGGCUGGUGUAUACGAGCGGAAAUGGACAACAUGGACGGGGCGGGUGGACAGCUGUCAUCGGACGCUCCUACAAUAACAAUGCCACACCGAGAUACAGAGGAAGUCGAAUCAAUAACACCACGAAGUGAGGAGCGACAGCUGGAAAUAAAAUUACGGCAGAAAAAGCGCCUGGAAUUUCUUGACGACCUGCUCCGCAAUUUCGACAUUGCAAUAUACUGCGAGCUUUCGAUUGUGUAUUACCUUGACUGUUCAUUCCUCCGCUUCUUUCUCCGCGCAUUCACUCAAUUCUUCUACCUUACGCCCAAACCAGCUAUAUUCCCAGAAGCGCCCAAGAACCGGCCCUAUGUCGGCGCCAUUCUCACGACAAAUAUACUGUGCAUGGUAUUACAUAUUCUGCUCACGCCUCCCGAGGCCGGCGAAGCCGCACGCGGCUACUUACACGGGGGACUUAUCAUCGAUUUCAUCGGACAGCUUGGUCCCUCGUCCAAGGUAGCACUUGUAUUACUCGAUUGUUUAAUACUUCUUUUACAACUGUUCAUGCUCUCAACUUUUGCCGAACAACAGCAUUUCAAAGACUCCUCCUCGUCUUCUUCAUCCUCGUCACCCUCCAGAAUCACCACUACUUCGUCACCUACCCACCGACAGAGGACACGACUUCACCAAACUCUUGACGCCGAAGAACGCGGUCUAUCAGCUUCCGAUAUCGAGAUGCAAGCCUUAAGCGCACAUUCAUCCUCAUCUUCUUCUCCUUCUUCCUCAUCACCAUCACCACCAGCAGCAGGCACGUCUUCUUCGCAAGCACAACACCACCCUGAAACAUCGUCAUCCUCAGCAGGCCGAACAGGCGGCGACCAAGACGGCGAGCGGGACGAAUUAUUAGCCGAGCCUUCUCCCGACGCAGGCACUUCUUCAUCCUGGGACGCAUACACUUCUGGCGAAGCGGUCAUUGCAGAUUUAUAUUUACUCGACACGAUGCGCAAUCCAUGGCGGGCCUUUGAGGGCCAGGAACAAGGCGAAGCAGCUGUUUCUUCUUCGUCUGACUCGCCCUCUUCUUCCUUCCCGGCAUUCAACGCAGGCGGUGUCCGAGGCUUGAGUUUCGCCGAGCGAUUAGCCCGUGCAAGACAGCAGCGAACACGCUUGGGUAUUCGAGUCCGGCUUGCGGGCAGGGAUAUAGCUACAUUAUAGCUUACACCUCUGUGUCGUGUACGUUUCUGCUUGAUUGUUCUUUCUCCUUUGGCCACCCUGUUACCUUUUGGCUGCCUUUUUAUCUCUUGACCGCCGUUUUAUCCUUUAGUUACCUUUAGCUUUUGGCCAUCUUAUAUUUUGGCCACUCAUGCCUUGUAUCCUUGAUCAGCCCAUUCUGAUCAUUUGAGAGACUUUGUAUUUGUCUCUACAAGCAAAAUCACGAUUCACUCUAUCUGAGCGUAUUCCAGCGCCAAUUUUCUCCCUCCCAUUCUCUUCCCUACCGUGUCUACAUUCACGCGUCCUACACCUUUUCAGUUCUCUCCCUCUCCCUCUCCUCUUCUCACCUUCCUACCCUACCUAGGUAUAUACAUAUAAAAGAAUCCGACCACGAGUUUGAGGAC
Messenger RNA from Xylona heveae TC161, 1872 nucleotides. RefSeq names its product DUF1746-domain-containing protein. Gene Ontology annotation, biological process: protein processing; SREBP signaling pathway. The transcript has 2 exons. Lineage: Eukaryota; Fungi; Ascomycota; Xylonomycetes; Xylonales; Xylonaceae. The record is from RefSeq and is a predicted model, not a curated record. Gene Ontology annotation, cellular component: Dsc E3 ubiquitin ligase complex. Bases 308 to 1471 code for a protein of 387 amino acids.